Messenger RNA from Ruditapes philippinarum (Manila clam), 3075 nucleotides. Its product is annotated as calpain-A-like. The transcript is spliced from 22 exons. Lineage: Eukaryota; Metazoa; Mollusca; Bivalvia; Venerida; Veneridae. Gene Ontology annotation, molecular function: calcium ion binding; calcium-dependent cysteine-type endopeptidase activity. Gene Ontology annotation, cellular component: cytoplasm. Gene Ontology annotation, biological process: proteolysis. Bases 170 to 2332 code for a protein of 720 amino acids. The record is from RefSeq and is a predicted model, not a curated record.
UUUUUUUCGUAGAACUUUAUUUUUUUUUUAUUUUCUGUGAAAUUCUAGCGGUUCAUUUUUGAAAACUUUUCGUGUUUAUUUUUCCUGGACAUUUAGUGUUGUUGCUUUUUACUGGAUAUUUAGUGUUUUGUCGUCUUCAUCUGAAAGAGUCCUCCAGUAGAAACGACUCAUGGAUUCCAAGAUGAGCACGCCCAGACGUUCUGUUGGUCGGUCAGACAGUUUCAAAUCUUUAAAUCACACCUUAAACCGGUCAUACCAAUCUAUCAUCAGUUCCGGCAACAAGGUCAACCAGUACGACACACUAAGGGAGCGAGCACUAGCAAGGAGGGUUUUGUACGAGGAUCCAGCAUUUCCAGCACACGAUACAUCCUUGCAAAUAAGAUAUAACUCUACAUCAGACUUCAUUGAGUGGAAACGACCUCAUGAAAUUUCAAAGCGGCCGAGUUUCAUUUCUAAGAAUCCAGGAACCUUCGAUAUCAUACCCGGAAACUAUGGUGACACGUGGUUGGUACCAGCGUUCUCCUGUUUAACAUUGGCUCCAGCGUUGAUUCAAAAAUGUAUCCCGGAAGACCAAGCUUUCGACGAAAAAUACGGGGGAAUAUUUCGUUUUCGAUUUUGGAGAUAUGCAGAGUGGAUAGAAAUUGUUAUAGACGAUCGUUUACCUACGUAUAAUGGGCGAAUACUAUUCACAUCAAGUAUGGACCCCAAUGAAUUCUGGGUACCACUACUGGAAAAAGCAUAUGCAAAGAUGUACGGAUCGUAUGCUGCCAUACAGGGUUCAAUGGUAAACUGGGCACUUCAGGACUUAACGGGCGGUAUUGUUGACACUUUUAUUUUCCGAGACAACUUAAACCUCCUGCAGAAAAUAAUCGACUUUUCAAUGGCUCGAACAACUCUCAUAGCAGCCACGAUAGCGGGUCAAGGUGUUUCGCAAGGUAGCUUCUCAAAUGGCUUGGUGGCCGGAAGAGCUUAUUCAGUAACUGGAUAUGCUGAAGUUCCAUUUCAAGGCAGUAGUGCAAUAUUGGUACGACUGAGAAAUCCAUGGGGGACAUCUAAAUAUACAGGACCAUGGAACGCUAGGUCAAGUCUUUGGGACGCUUUAUCACCAGGUAUGAAAGCAAAGCUAGGUUAUGGUCAGUUGAAAGAUAAUGAAUUCUGGAUGCCAUACGCAGAUUUCGCAAGAGUUUUUACAAAUUUAGAGCUGUGCCACCUACCCCCCGAGGCAUGGAACUUGGAACCGAAACUCAAACAUCGGUUGCCAUGGAAAUCGGUCGAGGCUCAUCGGCAGUGGAGGCGUGGUUACAAUGCAGGCGGAGGCAUUCAUUCCCAACUUAUGAGCUGCAACAAUCAGUUUUAUCUGGAGCUGAAGAAAUCUACGGGAGUUGUGCUCUCAUUAAUGCAAAAAUACCGUCUUUUUGGUGAAGUCAGAGAAUUUGUGCCGUGCGGCUGCAUUGUUUUUGAGGCUCCACCUGGCCAGACAAGUCGACUUGGUAUGGGUCAUUUCGUACAAGCCAAACAGAUCACUUCCACAGGGGUUCGAGCAGAGAGAGAAAAUGUUCGAUUCUUAACAUUACCGGCCGGGUCAUAUGUUAUAGUUCCGGUUACUGGAAAAGUCGGAGUGGAAGGAAAAUUUUGUCUCAGAAUAUUAUGUGACAAUCGGGAUAUUGUUGUAAGGGAGCUGGAUGAUAUAGAUACGGCAAAUUUCUCUCCACAGAUAGACCAAAAGUUAGAUCCGGAAACUUUGUAUGUUUUGAGAAAAAGAUUCAGCAUGUUCUGCAACAGAUACGAAGAAGUGGACGGUUACGGGUUAAGACAAAUAUUGUCGUUUAAACCACAGAGCGGUGCUUCAAUGAUACUUUGUUGUGAACCAGAGAAAGAUGAGAUGCAUAUAAAACGGUUGUUUUUGUCCCCGGAGACGAGCAAGGCUGCAGUUACCAUCGAAGAUAAAGAUAUGAAUGGUCGACUUAAUUUCGAAGAAUUCUUGUCACUGGUGCAGAAACUUUCAUUUUGGCAGAGUAUAUUCUUGAAAUUUAGUGUAGGAAAUGGUUCUGUCAUGGAUUCAUACUCAUUAAGAAAUGCAUUUAGAAUAGCAGGAUUUUCAGUCAGUAAUAAAAUAAUGGAGGCCUUGGUUCUCAGAUUUGCAGCUAAGGAUUUUAUACAUCUGGAAGGGUUUAUGAAUUCCAUCAUUAAACUCCAUGUAGCACACAGAACGUAUCUAUUUCGGGUGUUUGGAGAUCGACACUCCAGGGCGGCACAGAAUUUACCAGCUAUGUCAGACGAGGACCAUCGGAAGUACUUACAAGAGCUUCUACGUACAUCAAUCUACUCAUGAUUUCGUCUAGAUGAACGGCGGGAUUUUGUAACAGUAGCCUUGAGAAAACCGAACUUUGAUAAAAACCAUUUUCGAGAAAAGCAACGGAAAGACUUUGGACAGAAAUGUAUAGAAAUUAGAGUUUGGAAUUACGGAUGGUUACGGAUAGUUACAGAACAAGUUCUUGUUUCAUUGUAUAAACGUGAUAAGUAAAGUACAGCUUGUCAUCUUUUAAAGAAAGGCAGCAUUGAUAAAGAACUAAUGAAUGUAUUAUAUAAUUAACCUGUAAAUUUAAUUAUGGAGUUUGCUAUGUAUUUUACGUAUGUUUUAAAUACUACAAAAAGGGGGCGAGGGGAGUAGGAUGUCAGAUGAAAGUGUGCUCUCUGAAAGCACGCACUCUGUGUAUAUAAACAUGUACAUAUAGACAAUUAAAACUGCCAAAUAUUGCAGAGGACUGGCUUUCAAAGUGCAUUUUGAUCUGACAAACUCAUGGAAAAUGUCAUAAUCGUAUGUGCCUAAAAUAUGAGGUCAUGUGUUUUUAUUCGUUAUUGUAAUUACACAGGAAAAAACUAAACCGGUUAUAUAAUAAGCUUCAAACAUCUAAAUAUCAUUCACAGUGUAAAAUAAUACAUCAUUUUAUACCAGUGUAUAUUUUCUGUACAUUAAUAUUUAUUUAGCAUUUUGUAGUCAAUAUUUUACAAGCUUUAACUUUUUGUAUUUCAAAUGUGUAUAUAAUAAAUGAUAUGACUUUUUAUCUUUGUUGU